Molecule: messenger RNA, 2078 nt
Organism: Colletotrichum destructivum
Lineage: Eukaryota; Fungi; Ascomycota; Sordariomycetes; Glomerellales; Glomerellaceae
Product: Putative PWI domain-containing protein
Exons: 5
Coding region: 132-1442 (436 amino acids)
Biological process (GO): regulation of mRNA splicing, via spliceosome; mRNA processing
Cellular component (GO): spliceosomal complex
Molecular function (GO): RNA binding
Source: RefSeq, a predicted model, not a curated record
GCUGCACCCGACCUGUGCCGACGCGUUCUGACGCAGCUUUGGCUCCAGAUCCAGAUCCAGCUUCAGCCUCCAACCCCAAGGUAUCAACGAAUACCCUUCCUUCCUUCGCCCACAAGAAAUUAUCACCAACCAUGGCGACGGGUGUUGAUGCAAAGCUUCUCAAAUCCACCAAAUUCCCGCCGGAAUUCAAUCAGAAGGUUGACAUGCAGAAAGUCAACCUCCAGGUGAUGAAAAAGUGGAUAGCCAGCAAGAUCUCCGAUAUUCUGGGCAGCGAAGACGAUGUGGUCAUCGAGCUUUGUUUCAAUUUGAUUGAAGGGUCACGAUAUCCCGACAUCAAAUCUCUUCAGAUACAGCUCACGGGAUUUUUGGACAAGGAUACGGCACCAUUCUGCAAAGACCUGUGGAAGCUAUGCUUGAGCGCUCAAACAAGCCCGCAAGGCGUGCCCAAGGAACUGCUCGAGGCCAAGAAGCUGGAAUUGAUACAGGAAAAGAUGGAAGCCAAUCGUGCAGCAGACGAAGCCCGCCGACGCCGAGAAGACACCGAAAGACGCGAAGAAGUUCACAGAUUGAGAGACCGGGAUCGCGGCGACCGCGGUCGUGGUCGCGGUGGGGAUGCGUGGCGGGGUCGGCGAGGCGACAGAGACUACGAUCAUCGAGGUAGGCCUGGGCCACGCUUCGGCGAAAACAGAUCGCGCUCGCCGGCACCGAGACAUCGCGAUACAAGAGAUAGAGGCUCGUUCCGUGAAUCUGCACGAGACAGCUACGUUCCCAGAAACCGAGUUAGUAGCGGUCGAGGCCCUGGGCGUCGACGCACCGUCACACGCUCACCCUCUUCGGCGCCUGCAUCCGCACGGUCUGCCUCACGCAGUAGGAGCGCGGAGCGGAAGCGAGAGUCGAGUCGCGGGUCUCCCUCCCCGGCCCAUCGAAGAUCUCGGCGAGACCGUGACCCACCCAGUCCCAGGCCUGCGAGGAAUCGGUCCACGUCAUUGAAUAGGAGUGAAGGUGGCUAUCGCGACUCACGACGGAAACGAGGAUCAACGAGGAGUGCGUCAACGCCGUCACCGUCGUCUGAUAAAAGGCCAGCUACCAAGCGGCGCAGGUACUCCUCGUCUCGGAGCCGCUCCCCUGACCACAAGAGACGAUCCCGCAGUAGAUCAUCAGGCUCAGAAUCUUCCCGAAGCUCCAGAUAUCGGAGUCGAAGUCCCAGACGCCGACCUUAUUAUGGCCGUGCAGUCUCGAAUUCUCGAAGCGGCCCCCCGGGCCGCGAUGGUAGCAGCGUGCCUCACUCUCCAGGCAUCGAGAGGCGUAAGAGAAAGCCCGACGAAGAAGAGCAAGGAAAGGAUGGCAGUAGGAAGGACCGACAAGAGGAUGCUAUGAGUGGAAGCAGGAGACGCAACUCAUCGUCCGCUUCAUCGAGAUCAGCUGAUCAUUCCAAAAGAUGACCCGCGCAUCUAUCGCCGGCUCCCUACACGUUGCAUUUACCACCAGAGACAUAAUCGCACCCACACGACUGUGCUGGAGGCUGUCGGCACAGUUGGUAGGCUAUUCGACGAACAGCAAGCAAAUGAGAAGAUGAUAAGCUUUGAUACUGGCUCUUCUAGCAGCGGCUGAGGCUAACCGUCUAAGAAGUUCUGACGAGUACACAUACGCGCGAGCUCACUUUCUUUUUGAAGGGGAUAUGGGGUCAAGACGACAAAACGCCUGACUUGGUACGUUGACUGUAUUUUCUCUAGCCCCAUAGACAUACCUAUACUGCCUGUCCAAGAAGUCCCCGAAGUAUUUCGACUCGUCUCGACCUGCCAUUUUCUCUCCAAUUUGCGAAUUGCAAGAUUUUUGCCGCUCAGCACAGGUCACGGUAAACGUGAAUACUAGCAAUGGCAACGGUUGCUUGCUAUCCGUCUUUGGUAGUGUGACGGAAUUGACGGUUACCAACAUCAACGUCAUGCGUGCGGCAUGACCUUACGUCAUUCCUAAAUAGAGAUACCUAUAGCAAUAGCAAUUCAAACCCAUCAGCGGGAGGGUUUACUUAGACAGGCAGGUCAUGCAAUCACGUGGGCAUUGCCCAUUCACAAUAAAAC